Molecule: messenger RNA, 1098 nt
Organism: Penicillium angulare
Lineage: Eukaryota; Fungi; Ascomycota; Eurotiomycetes; Eurotiales; Aspergillaceae
Product: glycoside hydrolase family 16 protein
Exons: 2
Coding region: 1-1098 (365 amino acids)
Biological process (GO): fungal-type cell wall organization; carbohydrate metabolic process
Cellular component (GO): fungal-type cell wall
Molecular function (GO): hydrolase activity, hydrolyzing O-glycosyl compounds; glycosyltransferase activity
Source: RefSeq, a predicted model, not a curated record
AUGAGAAACUUCUUCGGCAUCACCGCUAUUGCGGCUCUGGCCAGCACCGCUGUUGCCCAGACAUCUAGCAACUGUAACCCGACCAAGAAAUCCUGUCCUGCCGAUGCAGCACUCGGUACCGAACACACCUGGUGGUUCAAUUCGACAGUCGAUUCGAAAAUCUGGAACAUCACCGACGGCUCACUGACCUAUACCGAUGAAGGAGCCGAAUUCACCCUCAAAGACAACACCUCCGCCCUGCUCGUCGAGUCGAACUUCUAUAUUUUCUUCGGACGUGUGGAGACAUGGGUGAAGAUGGCCAAGGGGGCUGGUAUCGUCAGCAAUAUCAUUCUGGAGUCUGACGAUCUUGAUGAGAUCGACUGGGAAUGGGUUGGAUAUAACACCAGCUCAGUGCAGACCAACUUCUUCGGCAAGGGUAACACCACAACAUACACCCGUGGUGAGAAUUUCGCUGUAGCAGACGCGGACACCGAUUUCCACAACUACACCACCUGGUGGGAUCAGGACAAGCUGGAAUGGUGGAUUGAUGGCUCUCUGGCCCGAACAGUCAACUACUCCGAGUCGGACACCGUGUACGGCAAGAACUAUCCCCAAACUCCUUGCCAGGUCAAGAUGAGUAUUUGGCCUUCCGGCUUGGAGAGCGAGUCCAACGGUACUAUUGAAUGGGGUGGAGGUCUAGUCGAUUGGGACGAUGCCCCAUUCACCAUGACUGUUCAGCGUAUGCAUGUUCAAGACUUCAGCACUGGCAAAGAGUACAAAUAUGGCAACAUGUCUGGUGAUUGGCAAAGUAUUGAUAUCGUCUCUGGUAACUCUUCAGUUUUGAACGAACUUAACAAGGCGCCCAAGGAAACAUUGGCUGAGAAGUGGGCUGAUCUCGGCGAAGGCGCCCACAUUGGAGUCUACGCCGGUGCUGGCGUUGCUGGUGCUGCCAUGGUUGGUGCAUUCUUAUGGUGGUGUUUGCGUCAACGCCGUAAGGGCCGCCUCGAACAUGCCCUGGACGACACUCGAUACAACAGCCAGCGCGACGAUGCACAGAACUUCCAGCAAGAUUGGAAAAUGAGUGAAUGGAGAAACAGUGGCUACAAACAAGUCAGCUAG